Molecule: messenger RNA, 1296 nt
Organism: Strongyloides ratti
Lineage: Eukaryota; Metazoa; Nematoda; Chromadorea; Rhabditida; Strongyloididae
Product: Palmitoyltransferase
Exons: 2
Coding region: 1-1296 (431 amino acids)
Biological process (GO): peptidyl-L-cysteine S-palmitoylation; protein targeting to membrane
Cellular component (GO): endoplasmic reticulum; Golgi apparatus
Molecular function (GO): protein-cysteine S-palmitoyltransferase activity
Source: RefSeq, a predicted model, not a curated record
AUGCCUUUCUCUAGAUCAUAUAUAGAUACUAGAAUUGAUUCAACAAAUAGAAUACCCCAACAAAAUAAUCAUAAUAUUAAUGUUAGACCUACAUAUACUAAAAAUGGAAAAAUAAUAAGAAAAUGGAGAUAUCAUGAAGGUAGAAAUCGUUUUUUUUGUGAUGGAAGAAUAUUUAUGUCAAAAGAGGUUUCACUUCUAUUUUUAACAUUAUUUCUUAUAAUUACUGUCACCGGAUUAUUUCUUGGUUUUGAUGGGCCUUAUUUAUUUAAAAAUGUCUCACCAGCCAUACCAAUUAUUGUUUGUAUAUUAUUUAUUUUUGUAAUUACAUGUUUAUUAAAAACUUCUUUAACUGAACCUGGUAUUAUUCCUAGGGCAAGUUCUAGAGAAGUUAUUGAAAUAGACCGCCAAUCUGAGGAAGCCGGAUUAGGGAGAAAUGUUAGGCAACCAAAGACUGUUGUUAUUAAUGGAAUACAUUUUAAGUUGAAAUAUUGUAAUACUUGUAGAAUAUAUCGUCCCCCCAGAUCUAGUCAUUGUUCAAUAUGUGAUAAUUGUAUUUUAAAUUUUGAUCACCAUUGUCCAUGGGUUGGAAAUUGUGUUGGAUUACGAAAUUAUAGAUAUUUCUAUUUUUUUAUUGUAUCAUUAGCAAUAUUAGAUUUAUUAAUUUUAGGUAGUUCUAUAACACAUAUUGCCUUAGUUUCAAGUGCUAAAAAAGCUUUUAUUGAAAGUGUAAAAGAAACUCCUGUAUCAAUAUUUAUUUCUGGAACAUGUUUCCUAUCUAUGUGGUCUAUAUUAGGAUUAUCUGGUUUUCAUACAUAUCUUUUAGCAACAGCACAAACAACCAAUGAAGACAUCAAAGGAACUUUUGAUAAAAAAUUAAGGCCUGGAACUAAAAAUCCUUUUUCACAAGGAAAUAUAUUUGUUAACUAUUUUAGUGCAUUAUGUAGUCCGGAACCUGUCUCAAUGUUAGAUGCUCGAGGAAUCUAUGAUCCAUACUCAACAAUAACUUCAAUCUCAAAUUUACCUGUUUUUAUGCCAACACUAACAAUCAGUAAUGAGAGUGAAGAGAUAUCAGGAAUUCAAACUAUCUCUUCUAAUCCUUUAAAUUCAGUCUAUUUAACUCCAGAAUCAUCAAUAAAUAAUACUGAAAGCUCAAGACAUAACAAUGGAUUACAAAAACAUUAUAGUAAUGGAACGAAAAAAAGUGGUAUUAAAAAAAAUUCAUUUAAUCAAAAAAUUACAAAAGUUAAUUAUAAUUGUAAUGAGGAGUAUCCUCCACCAAUAGAAAUAAGAGUUUAG